GCUGCUGUCUGCUGUUGCUGUGUCGACCAAACGAGAUAGAUCACUUCCAGCGGUAGUUCACAAGCUCACGUCCGUCUCUUCGCUCUGCCUCAACUCUGGUUUCCCCCCUGCCAGCCCGCCGCUCGGUCGAAAGCGAAGAGGACAAGAGACUUUUCAUUUUUUGUGCACGUGUCAUCAGCGGCGGGGCAUGCAUGGGCGGUCCUGAUAACAUCGACAGGAGCAGCAUCAUCAGCAACGGAGGGAUGUCUAACCACGACAUGCCUCUACCCUCCUCUGGGCCGAACUGCGACAUUCAUAAGCGAGUCACGCGGGCGUCUGCUGCUUCCGCUGCCGCUGGGUCUCACGCCAGCAACGGGAGCAGCUCGGCAACAGGGAAAGCCCCUUCCUCUUCCGCCUACUCAGCCGCGGACACAAACGGAAACUCGUGCUCGCAGGACUCAAGCAGACGACAAAAACCACCGACGUUGUCGGCGUCGACCUCCUCCGCGUCGUCGUCGUCGUCGUCGCUUCCAAAACCCGCCCCACAUCACCACCCCAACUCCAAGUGGACAUGGGCCGGCUACCUCCUCCUCCUUGCGGUGACCAAGUACACCCUGCCGGACGAGCUGCACACCUCCGCCCCUACCCUGAAGCACGUCUGGUUCUACGGCUGGGUGACCGCCCUCAGCACGGGGGUGGGCGCCGCGCCCCUGAUCCUCACCCACGACCUCGGCAAGGCGAUGCUGGCGUACGGCAACGCGAUCGCGGCCGGCAUGAUGCUGAGCGCGAGCUUCAGCCUGGUGUCGGAGGGGGCGACGGUGGUUGAGCCGAACGGGUCCACGGCCGAGUGGUCGGCGGUGUUCGCGGCGUUCCUGGGGGCCCCAUGGGCGAGGGUGGUGCUUGGGGUGGUGGCGGGUCUUGUCUUCAUCCUCUCCACCAAGAAGGUUUUGGAUAACUACGAGGACAUCAAGCUAGGCGAGCUGCACGGAAUGGACGCGAAAAAGGUGCUCUUGAUCGUGUUCGUGAUGACGCUGCACUCAUUCUCAGAGGGCGUGGGGAUCGGGGUCUCGUUCGGGGGCGACGGGGGCGCGCGGCUGGGAUUCCUUAUCUCGGCUACCCUUGCUGUGCACAACGUGCCCGAGGGGCUGGCGGUGGCCCUGGUGCUCCAUCCCCGCGGAGUUUCCAAGCUCAACACGGGGCUGUGGUGUGUAUUCACUUCUCUACCGCAGCCGCUCAUGGCGGUCCCGGCGUUCUUGUUCGUAGGACAGUUUAUGCCAUUUUUGCCGAUCGGGCUUGGCUUCGCAGCGGGGGCGAUGUUCUGGGUAGCUUGUUUCGAGUUGUUUUCGGAGGCCAUUGAGGACUCCUCCAUCAUCAAGGCGUCCGUCACGACGGGCUUGUCGUUUGCGGUCAUGCUGUACGCGCACAGCUACUUCGAGCACGAGGCAUGAGCGGAGAAAAAAUGGAAAUGGCGGUCCAUCGAUCUAUCGAUCUAUCGGUCGGCGUCUGUGGUCCACCUUGCUUUUGAAGCAACCCGCCCCCUCCAAAAGAAGAUAGAACUGGCGGUCUGUCGAUCUAUCGAUCUAUCGGCCGGUGUUUGUGGUAUACUUUGCUCUUGAAGCAACCCCCGCCAUGUACCACUCACUGCAUCGGCCGGACUUUGUUUUGUGGCUGUAAAAGCGGCGUUUGGGUUGAUCCACGGCAUAGAGCGCGUCGUACCAUACCGGCCGGCAGGCAAGAGCAGCCGGGCAAAGAGUAGCCGCUGGGAAGGAGCCAGCCCGUGAGCGAGCAUCGUCGUGGCCACCACGAGCUGCUGCUGCUGCUGCUGCUGCCGCUGCCGCUGCCGCUGCCUGAUCAAUCGGACACGUCCCGCGUUUGACGAAGGUCGCUAAGAGGCUGUGGGCAGCGAAGAAUGUCAUCGGUCGAAGUUUCCUGAAUCGUUUCACUUUGUCGUGCGUGUUCCGGUGUAUACGCCAUCUAGCUGUCUAAUGCGUGUGUGAGAGAUCCUGAGCUACUAUUGGAGGACCUGAUCCGGUCUUAUGAGCCGUUGAGACCGAUGUGGGUCGGCGAGAGGGGCCGGGGGGAACCUGUGGGGGUCGGACGAUGGAAUGCACGUAGAUGUGGUUGGAAAUUCUGGUGGUCAUUGACUACGGUUUGACUUCAUUCAUUUCAUUUUCCCAACCAGCUGGAUUAAGGGAUAGCCAAGAGGCACACAAGAACAGCCCCCCCUCCGCCCCCCCCCCCCUGAUACUCGCCUUUUUUACUCGCCGCGCCUAUCAUGUGUGUGUUUUUAGCACUCUUUUUUGUUGUUAGCGGGCACGGGGACCAGGCGUUGGUUGACACACGGUAUAGAUAAGUUCCGGUGCCGCCAGAAAAUCAUAUGUUUUCAUUUCGCUAGUGGGGAAGGAUUUUUGCCCGAACUAGCUUAGAGAAGGCAGACACUACUAGUCUGGUAGUUGGAAGAGAACAGGCGGGGAUGGUUCGAAAAUGGCCUGACCGGGGCGGGGGUUGAAGCUUGUUCGAGAACAAAGAUUGCUCGUCGUUAGCAUUAUGGCAAGCACGAUAGGUGGUGACGGUGGAAGGUGCUUCAUGCGUUGGCUUACAGUUACAGCUUGUUCGAGCGGUCGUACGUUUCGAUGUGUGGCUAUACUUGAGGGAAGUACGUAUUGUUAUGCCGCUUGCCUAGGUAUUAUUAGUUAUUAGAGCUGAAGUGUUGAUGCUGCAUGCUGUCCCGGGCGCGUUAAAAUUGUUCUUGUUCUGUCUUUUUUCUUUGUUGCUGUUGAAAUUAUGUCAAGAGCUUGGCACGUUUCUGCGGUCCGUCGGCGACAGAAGAUUUGAAAGUAUUUUAAGCCCAACACUAGCGGGAGGCAUAUGUGGUUUUGGGCGAAUCGCACUCACAGGUAACACUGAUCAUCGGCGGGGUGUGUCUGUGUGGAUGCCCAAUCGAGUGCGGUUGAUCGAUACAGGGAAUAAAUAGCAAUGCAGCGCUGCACCCUACCCUGCUGUUGUUGCGUGCCGUACGCACAUAUACCGCGCGAGACGUCUUUGCGACGCUAUAUAGGGUCUUGACGAACCGUCAGACGUGAACAAUACCGCAGCAGUGAGUGUCGAGAUGUAGAAAUUCAAUUUCAGACCACCUGCUCCGAAACGGUUUGUGGUUGGUUUACGUACCGCUGACCGCGUCCUUUACUCUCUUGAGCCGAUUGGAUUUGACUGUGAAGAUAAAGAAGGGGUAUGCAUGAUGAACGACUUCGUUUUCAUCCUCGGUCUCUCAGGUGGCCAUGGAGCGCUACGCCGUCGGAAUCGGCAGCUCGCGCAAGCCCCCCCCCUCCAACCCCCCAUUUCGUGCCAUCUCCCUUGUAUGUACGUCUUCUAAAUCCGUCCUGGUCAAAAUGAGGUAGCCAAAACUGUUCGUACACAGACAACCAACUUCGACUCCUCCCCCGCAGUACCGCUUGCUCUCGCUCAGUGUCCACCGGCUGUAAGUGUGUGGCUGCUGCUGCUGCUGC
Molecule: messenger RNA, 3485 nt
Organism: Ectocarpus sp. CCAP 1310/34
Lineage: Eukaryota; Phaeophyceae; Ectocarpales; Ectocarpaceae
Source: the annotation of a GenBank genome assembly